Echinops telfairi (small Madagascar hedgehog) is the source of this 947-nucleotide messenger RNA. It is a transcript of the gene TMEM11, whose product is annotated as transmembrane protein 11. The record is from RefSeq and is a predicted model, not a curated record. NCBI's taxonomy places the organism in Eukaryota, Metazoa, Chordata, Mammalia, Afrosoricida, Tenrecidae. Gene Ontology annotation, biological process: inner mitochondrial membrane organization. The transcript is spliced from 2 exons. The coding region runs from base 22 to 600 and encodes 192 amino acids. Gene Ontology annotation, cellular component: mitochondrial inner membrane.
UGCGAUCAGAGUGUCUCCAAGAUGGCCGCUUGGGGAAGGAGGCGCCUGGGCCCGAGCAGCAGCGGCAGCAGCACCCGAGAGAGGGUGAGCCUCUCUGCUACAGACUGCUACAUUGUGCACGAGAUCUACAAUGGGGAGAACGCCCAAGACCAGUUUGAAUACGAGCUGGAGCAGGCCUUGGAAGCACAGUACAAGUAUAUUGUGAUCGAGCCCACACGCAUCGGCGACGAGACUGCCCGCUGGAUCACUGUGGGCAACUGUCUGCACAAGACCGCUGUGCUGGCGGGCACUGCCUGCCUCUGCACCCCACUGGCCCUGCCCCUGGAGUAUUCUCAUUACAUCUCCCUGCCAGCUGGUGUGCUGAGCCUGGCCUGCUGUACCCUGUAUGGGAUCUCUUGGCAGUUUGACCCUUGCUGCAAGUACCAAGUGGAGUAUGAUGCCUACAAACUGUCACGCCUGCCUCUGCACACACUCACUUCCUCCACCCCAGUGGUGCUGGUCCGGAAGGACGACUUGCACAGAAAGAGACUGCACAACACAAUAGCAUUCGCUGCGCUGGUGUACUGUGUAAAGAAGAUUUACGAACUCUGUGCUGUAUGAUUUCAGGAGGGAAGGAAAGAACGCGAAACAGCCCAGAGACAACAGUACUCAGAUGAAACAGCACAGCCUGGGAAGGUAUUUGGUUAACAUUUGUUAUUUUUUAAAAAUAACGAUCAAGGUGUACCAGGAGGUUCUUUAGCUCAUUACACUAAGGUGUGGACCUCUAUAACCCAAGAAGGGGGUCUGAAGCUGUGGACAUCUAACUGGGCAGUGGAAUGCUGAUGAAGCAAAUGCUACUGAGGGGUGUGAACAUAUUUUGGGUAAGGGUGUCUAAAGUAUAUUGUUUAACUGUACCAUCCAGAGCCAACCAGAAGCUAUUGACCAUUAAAAUGAGUGUUUCAAUUGCA